UUCCCUCAAUCAUGACAGCAGAAAAACCCCCCGUGCUCUAUGGCUAUUAUCGUUCCUCGGCAACAUGGCGUGUCCGCUUGGCACUUGCAUGGAAGGGCAUUGAGUACGAAUACCGACCCAUCAACCUUCUCAAGCAAGAACAGCGCAGUGAAGACUUUGCCAAAGUCAACCCAAGCAAGAAAAUACCCGCAUUGAUCACUCCUGACGGCAAAGUGUUGACUCAGAGCAUGGCUAUUGUAGACUAUAUCGAGGACGCCUAUCCAGAACGUCCACUUUUACCCAAAAAUGAUCCCUAUCAACGCGCUUUAAUACGCGAAAUCGUCAACGAGAUUGCAUGCGACAUUCAUCCGAUUCAGAAUCCAGCCUUGGUUGCCGAGAUUGCCGGAGACGAUAUGGAAAAGCGUACCGACUGGUCGCAAGUGCAUGUUGUACGAGGUUUCGAGGCGCUGGAGGCCAAGCUCGCCACCAUCAAGCAAGAAGAUAUUCCAGGCAAAUACUGCGUGGGUGAUAACGUGACCAUGGCGGAUUUCGUGUUGGUGCCUCAGGUCUACAAUGCCAUGCGGUUCUCGGUGAAUAUGUCGCGUUUUCCUACCAUCUCGUCGAUCCAUAGCAACCUGAUGAGCCUACCAGAAUUCAUUGCCACGGCACCCGAGAAACAAGGCGAUUGUCCAGAUGCAAAGUAGAAUAAUGACUCUACUUCUUUGACAGCGUUUACUGGAUCAUGGCCAUCCAGUUAGUCUUUUGAAACUGGAAAUAAAUGGAGUUUUGUAGUAUUAUGU
Zychaea mexicana is the source of this 779-nucleotide messenger RNA. RefSeq names its product glutathione S-transferase. The transcript is spliced from 3 exons. NCBI's taxonomy places the organism in Eukaryota, Fungi, Mucoromycota, Mucoromycetes, Mucorales, Lichtheimiaceae. The record is from RefSeq and is a predicted model, not a curated record. Gene Ontology annotation, molecular function: glutathione transferase activity; maleylacetoacetate isomerase activity. Gene Ontology annotation, biological process: L-phenylalanine catabolic process; glutathione metabolic process. Gene Ontology annotation, cellular component: cytoplasm. Bases 12 to 683 code for a protein of 223 amino acids.